GUUUCUAUACAACGUUGAAAGUCAAUAUUUCCCGAUAUAUGAUCGAACUUAGCUCUCACUUUCACCUUGACAGGUGAUGAGCCGUGAACGGCUAUGAGCUGGAUAUCUGAGGAGAGACUCGUAUACAUGAUCAACAGGAUCACGACAGCACGGGCUUCGCUCAGCCUAGGAGACUUUAGAAGCACUGCUAGCCACGCUCAUUACGAGUUGGAAUAUACCAGGUAGUAUGGCGUCCAACGCCAACACUCCUUACCCCAAUGCACCUCCUGAGAUCCAACUUCCGAGACUCGAAAGAACCGUAGCGGUCAGCGACAUCUAUUCACCCUGAUUUAGAGUGAUUCUAGGAUGAAUAUCGGUCUGGAUUGGUGUCAGACUAGUAUAGGUUCUGUUCUUUUACGAAAGGUGGAGUCAAAGGCGCGAGAUCCGCCGGGGCCCAGCGAGUUGCUGGAUGACGAGGCAUGCGCAGCCCCGGUGCUGCCUUAUCGGUUCGCCCACCGAUCCGUUCACGGACUCGUCGAGCGGGCGCGACGGCAGCGGCGACGGCCACACACUGCCGGCGUCGGAUUGUGCCUCGUCCUGGACGACGCGGCGGACUCUGACGAGGAUUACGCGUACUUUCUGCUUUCUUUCGUGGACAGCAAGGCAGUAGCCUCUGGUAGCCAAAAUUUGGGAGCCUGCCGAACCGAGAUGGUCCUUGUCCGACAAAUAGCAAUGCGCAGUAUACAACAUACCAAGGACCAAACAUCAACUUCAGUCUUCAUUCCCGAGGCUACAAGUUCGAAGUCCUAUUCUGAAACUUUGAAAACCCAAUUCUUUCAACUUCUUGCUGCCUCAUUUUCUGAUGAUCAAGGUUAUUCGGACCAAAAUUGAUUUACUACAGUCUCCGUGGCCUCGGCUUUAGAUACACAGUACACCUACAGCAUCCGCUACAUCCACGUCCCCAUCCACCGUCUUCUGCUAAGCUGACUCUUUUUCCCGUCGCAGGCCCCCGAUGGCCCUCCCUU
Messenger RNA from Aspergillus homomorphus CBS 101889, 1004 nucleotides. RefSeq lists its product as uncharacterized. Bases 346 to 870 code for a protein of 174 amino acids. The transcript has a single exon. NCBI's taxonomy places the organism in Eukaryota, Fungi, Ascomycota, Eurotiomycetes, Eurotiales, Aspergillaceae. The record is from RefSeq and is a predicted model, not a curated record.